AUACAAAGCGAAAACGGGACUAGCAGUAAACCAAAUAUAAGAGACAGAGAAUGCAGGCCAAAAAAGCGUUAUAUUCUCGUCAUUGUGAGCUGCGCCUUCCUGGCCUACGCCUACUUCGGUGGCUAUCGGCUGAAAGUGUCGCCGCUGCGUCCACGCCGCGCCCAACACGAAUCGGCCAAGGAUGGGGGCGUGCAACCGCCGUACGAGCAGCUGCCCAGCUUCCUGGACCAUGCAGAUCCACUGGGGCCACUCGUCGGCCACGGGAAUGGAUCUGCGGCAGUUUUCGGAGCACUGGGACACAACGACUCGCGUCGCAGUCGAGGAUCGGAUUGUAGGAUGGAGACCUGCUUCGAUUUUACACGCUGCUACGAACAGUUCCUCGUGUACGUAUACCCGCCGGAGCCGUUGAAUUCGCUGGGCGCUGCACCGCCCACAUCGGCCAAUUACCAGAAGAUACUCACUGCCAUUCAGGAGUCGCGCUACCACACCAGCGACCCGACAGCCGCCUGCCUUUUUGUGCUGGGCAUGGACACCCUGGACAGGGACUCCCUCUCCGAGGAUUAUGUGAGAAAUGUGCCGUCGCGCCUGGCCCGCCUGCCGCACUGGAACAAUGGCCGAAAUCACAUCAUCUUCAAUCUGUAUUCGGGCACCUGGCCGGACUAUGCGGAAAAUUCGCUGGGCUUCGAUGCAGGCCAUGCCAUUCUGGCCAAAGCCAGCAUGAGUGUGCUCCAGGUGCGUCAUGGCUUCGAUGUCAGCAUUCCGCUAUUCCACAAGCAAUUCCCACUGCGGGCUGGCGCCACGGGCUCUGUGCAGUCCAACAAUUUUCCAGCCAACAAGAAGUACCUGUUGGCCUUUAAGGGCAAGCGCUAUGUGCAUGGCAUUGGCUCGGAGACACGCAACUCGCUCUUCCAUUUGCACAAUGGACGAGACAUGGUCCUGGUCACCACCUGUCGCCACGGCAAGAGCUGGCGAGAGCUGCAGGACAAUCGCUGUGACGAGGACAAUCGCGAAUAUGACAGAUACGACUACGAGACUCUACUGCAAAAUUCCACAUUCUGCUUGGUGCCGCGCGGCCGUCGCUUGGGUUCGUUUCGAUUUCUCGAAGCCCUGCAGGCGGGAUGCAUUCCCGUGCUAUUGUCCAAUGCCUGGGUGUUGCCUUUUGAAUCGAAAAUCGAUUGGAAACAGGCCGCCAUUUGGGCCGAUGAGCGGCUCCUGCUGCAGGUACCCGAUAUCGUGCGCUCCAUCUCAGCGGAAAGGAUCUUUGCCCUGCGCCAGCAAACCCAAGUCCUGUGGGAACGCUACUUUGGUUCCAUCGAGAAAAUCGUCUUCACAACCUUCGAGAUCAUUCGCGAACGCUUGCCGGACUAUCCGGUGCGCAGCAGUCUGGUGUGGAACAGCUCACCCGGCGCCCUGCUCACGCUGCCCACCUUUGCCGACAGUUCAAGAUUUAUGCCUUUCAUGCUCAAUUCGAUGGGCGCGGAGCCGCGGCACAACUACACGGCCGUCAUAUAUGUGCAAAUAGGAGCCGCCAUGGGCCCAAAUGCGGCACUCUACAAGCUGGUGAAGACCAUAACGAAGAGCCAAUUUGUGGAUCGUAUUCUUGUGCUGUGGGCGGCUGAUCGUCCAUUGCCAUUGAAGAAGCGUUGGCCCCCCACCUAUCACAUACCCCUGCAUGUGGUUGCCCUGGGGGGAAACACACGGAGUGGAGCUGGGCCAACGGCCCAAACGACUGAGGAACGACCGAGCAUAUCGCAACGAUUCGUGCCCUACGACGAGAUACAAACAGACGCUGUGCUGUCGCUGGACGAGGAUGCCAUACUCAAUACGGAUGAACUGGACUUUGCCUACACCGUGUGGCGGGAUUUCCCGGAGCGCAUUGUGGGCUAUCCGGCGAGGGCACACUUCUGGGAUGACUCCAAGAACGCUUGGGGUUACACGUCCAAGUGGACGAACUACUACUCGAUUGUGCUGACGGGGGCGGCCUUCUACCACCGCUAUUACAACUACUUGUACACCAACUGGCUGUCGUUGCUGCUACUAAAGACUGUACAGCAGUCUUCCAACUGCGAGGAUAUCCUAAUGAACCUGCUGGUCUCGCAUGUGACCAGAAAACCGCCGAUUAAAGUGACGCAGCGCAAGGGCUACAAGGAUCGCGAGACGGGCCGCUCACCCUGGAAUGAUCCCGAUCAUUUUAUACAGCGCCAGAGCUGUCUGAAUACCUUUGCAGCAGUGUUUGGCUACAUGCCGCUGAUACGUUCCAAUUUGCGUAUGGAUCCCAUGCUGUAUCGUGAUCCAGUUUCAAAUUUGCGCAAAAAAUAUCGCCAGAUUGAGUUGGUUGGCAGCUAGCGUUAUGUGAAUACUGGCAAUAGCUACAAGCGUUAAUAGUACUGAAUACAUAUACACCACACACACACAUACACAAACAGAGUAACACACACACACACACACUCAUAGCCACUUAGAAGAAAUUAAUGCUGUAUGCAAAAACUAUGUUAAUUAUUAUUAGUAGCGAAACGAGAGAUCGAUACGAGACGUGAAGUUAGUUAGGAUCCGCAGCAGCAGCAGCAGCAACAACAGCAGCAACAGCAGCCGGAUGUAUGUAGUAUGUAUGUAAAUGUAUGCUUUUUGUGUACAUCAGUGUAGAAGCAUUCGACGCUGCAGUUAUACAGUUAUGUAUGUAUAUGUAACAGCAGUGUGUGUAUAUAUUAUAGGACUCUAAAUACGAUACGAUUAGCUAUGUAGUUGUGAAACUGUCAGAGGGAACAGGAACAGGAGCAGCAGCUGUUGCAGUCGCGGUCGCAGUCGCAGUCGAUUUUGCCAUCUUUUUUCGCUAAUUUCAAAUUAGCCAAAAGCUGCUAGACAUGAACUUUUUCUAUAUGUGUAUUAUGUGUAUAACUCUAUAACUGUAUUUCUAUAUAUAUAUCUGUAUGUAUAGUUGCGUAAGUAGCCGACUUUUUUGUACCGUGUGCGCGUUGAGUUUUCUAUUUGUAUGUAAAUGUUUGUAUUGUAUUCGUACAUACAUAAAUGUACAAUAUGUAGUAUGUCGCCACGUUGUUGCCACACUCUGUAUGUACGUAUAGCCAUAGCUAUAGCUAGCUAUCUAGUGAUUAUCCAUGUAAAUGUGUGUGUGCAACCGCCGCUCAGUUUCAGUUCCAAACUCGAGGCUCCAUCCAAUUCCUUAAUGCAUAGUGCCCGAAUCCAAUGUAAAUUCAAUGUCAAAUAAGUAGGAUGAGCUCUUCGAGCAGCCAUUCAGCCAAGUGUGCACAAAAGCCAGAGCAGCAGGAGGAGGAGUGUCCUACUCCUAGCAUAGAUUAGCAAUAUUAAGUUUAAGGUAUUUUUAAUAGCUUUUUCAUUUCCACUUUGUUAUGUGCAAUUCUUAUUUGGACAACUCAGCUUUUAGUUUAUAAUUCGUGGCCAUUUAGCUAUCUAUCAAGAUGCAAUCACUUUUUUUUAAACACACUCGCAUAUCAGAUGAGUUGAGACGAGAAAAGAAGAGAUGAUACGAGAGAGAUUUUGUUACUUUAAGCCCAAUCUAUACUAUAUCAAAAGUAUAUCUCUUUCUACAAUAUAUAAAAAUAUUUUUUACCACAAAAUAUACACGAAAUGCAUAUGAACAAUUUGUACAGUUUUUAUUUAAAUAUUCUAUUAUUAUUUUAUUAUUAUUUCCAUUUUUUAUGUGCGCAGGGCAAUAAUCGGAGAGGAGUGCUUCAACAUAUCAAAGCGAGUUGGGUUGGGCAUGAGAUGAACACCACAAUUUGGUGGUGCUAAAUAUAAUAAUAAUGGUAAAGGGAAAUCGGCAAAUAUUUGAAAUAAAUCCAUUGCGAAUGAACCAGUUUCAGGCAGUAUGAAAUGUUUUAGCCAAUCAAUAACUAACGUUUUUCUGGUCUCUAGAUUCUAUUUGGUAAUGGCUUAAAUCGCCAGCACUCUGAUUAAAUGUCCCAUCCAUCUUUUCGCGCUGGUUCUUCGCACUAAAUUGAAAUGAAAUCGUAUAUAAAAUGCCAAAUGCCCAAAACUCGAAAAACUCUUGACUGCCAAACGGCAAAAUUGUUUCGCAUUUAACAGUCAAAUAUGCUUAUCGGUAAUAUGUACAUACAUAUACAUACAUAUGUCACUAUAUCUGAGGAUGCAUGUGUAUGUGUGCGUGUCCGUGUCCGUGUGUGUGUGUAUGUGUGCAUGUCAGAAACAGAUAGAGAGGCUGACGGAGAGACGGACAAACGACAAAUGCAAUUCCCAUCCGCAUUCACAUAAAUCAAACAUUUUUGCCGUUGACUGCGAAUAACAAUAAUACUCAGAAAUGCCAGAUAAACGAAUAUAUGCCAGAUGCAUUCCAAUCUGAAUGUGCGUGAGUGGCCCAAGGCGAAGGAUGUGCACCACACGGAUACACCACACACAUGCAUAAAUGCAUCCAUAAAAACACACACAAACACACACAAUCUGAGAAAUGUGGAACUGAGGGAGGAGAAACCAGAGAUUUUUGUACAGUGUGUUUUAUUUUUUGUAUCUGCCUGUAACACACACACACACAUAUUUGUAUUAUAACUCGAGUAUAUGUAUGUAUAAUUGUAUUUGUAUUUGUAAUUUUUGUAUUUGACACAACAAACUAGCAGGCAAACGGACACACAGAACAACAGACAAAUGCACUUUUUAUACAAACUUAAAUGAUAGAACUAAAUCAAAUGGAAACUUUGGAGACAUACAACAAAAAAACACAAAACCAAAACAAAACCAAGACAAAACAAACACGACCAAAAAUAUGCAAAAAGGCUCCUCGACCCGCCCCGCCCACACAAAGAAACAAAAGAAAAAACAGAAGAAACAAACAAAAAACCGAGAAAAAGGCCAACAAGAAGAAACCAUUCAAAAGGCCGUUCAACAAUAACAAUACAAUUAACGUAAAUUAAAGUAAUUAAUGCCUACUGAACGGUAAUCAAACUUAUUGCAUAAAAGCAUUAAACUUAAACCCAAUGGAAGGGGAAUACAAAUAUGAAUGAACAUGAAUAUGAAUAUGAAUGUUGUGAUACGAUUGAUUGGACUAUGUAUGCAUGGCCUCCCAUAGCAUAGAAUGUGUACAUAAAUAUGUAUAUCCUCGCCCUAUGCAAUCCCUCCACCAAUCAACCUACCCUCAGCCCUCAUCCCGUUGUUGGUUUUCCCCAUAAAUGUCUGUAUGUACGUUAUGAAGAUAAUUGUGCAUAAUGAAUUAUUUUGCCGCAUUUAACUGCACGAAAAGGCAAUCCCAUGUGCUUUGAAAAAGUUCGCCUGGGUUUUUCUUCGGUGCUUUAUAUGCAGAUUUACGCAGCUUUCGUAAGCGACAUGGGAAUAAAGAGAAAGCAGGGAGUGUAGCAGAGUGGGGAGCUCGCAACGUUAAUGGCCAUUUGAAUGGGUGCAUUUGGAGCAGUCGGUCGUUGCGGGCAAUCGAUUUAUGAAAUUG
This is a messenger RNA of Drosophila subobscura, 5428 nucleotides long. It is a transcript of the gene ttv, whose product is annotated as exostosin-1. The transcript has 10 exons. Gene Ontology annotation, cellular component: membrane. The annotation marks the transcript as partial. NCBI's taxonomy places the organism in Eukaryota, Metazoa, Arthropoda, Insecta, Diptera, Drosophilidae. Gene Ontology annotation, molecular function: glycosyltransferase activity. The record is from RefSeq and is a predicted model, not a curated record.